This is a messenger RNA of Fopius arisanus, 2099 nucleotides long. It is a transcript of the gene AP-2mu, whose product is annotated as adaptor protein complex 2, mu subunit. The record is from RefSeq and is a predicted model, not a curated record. The transcript has 5 exons. Gene Ontology annotation, cellular component: cytoplasmic vesicle; AP-2 adaptor complex. Gene Ontology annotation, molecular function: clathrin-cargo adaptor activity. The coding region runs from base 182 to 1507 and encodes 441 amino acids. Gene Ontology annotation, biological process: clathrin-dependent endocytosis; intracellular protein transport. Lineage: Eukaryota; Metazoa; Arthropoda; Insecta; Hymenoptera; Braconidae.
ACUCGAGUAGCAUGAAAAGUGGGUGUCUCUCCGUCACUGGGACAAUCCUCGUAUUCUCUUCGAGCUCUCGAACAUUUUAUCACCGGUGGGCAUUUUUUAGCCACCGAUUAAUCUCCCGAUAGCAUUUCGGAGUACAGAGAUGCUUUUAGAGUAGUGAAAAAAUCAAUUGUCCUCGAUAAAGAUGAUCGGAGGCCUCUUCGUGUAUAACCACAAGGGCGAGGUCCUGAUAUCCCGGGUGUACCGGGAUGAUAUCGGGAGAAAUGCUGUGGAUGCAUUUCGAGUGAAUGUUAUUCACGCGCGACAGCAGGUCAGAUCCCCAGUGACGAAUAUCGCGAGAACAUCAUUUUUUCAUAUUAAACGGGCCAAUAUCUGGCUGGCAGCUGUCACCAAGCAGAAUGUCAAUGCUGCCAUGGUCUUCGAGUUUCUACUGAAGAUCAAUGAUGUUAUGCAGUCCUACUUUGGAAAGAUUUCCGAAGAGAAUAUCAAGAACAAUUUUGUCCUCAUCUAUGAAUUGCUCGAUGAGAUCCUGGACUUCGGAUACCCCCAGAAUUGUGACACUGGAGUCCUGAAAACAUUUAUCACCCAGCAGGGAGUUAAAUCCGCAACGAAAGAGGAACAAGCCCAAAUAACAUCUCAAGUGACUGGGCAAAUUGGGUGGCGUCGAGAGGGAAUUAAAUAUCGACGUAACGAGCUUUUCCUAGACGUUCUGGAGUACGUAAACCUGUUGAUGAGUCCUCAGGGUCAGGUCCUGAGCGCGCACGUUGCUGGAAAGGUCGUUAUGAAAUCAUAUCUGUCAGGAAUGCCCGAAUGCAAAUUCGGCAUCAACGACAAGAUCGUAAUGGAAGCCCGGGGAAUGAAGGGGGGAGGAAGUCUAGGCGGCGGUGACGAUCCCACUGGUGCCAGAUCUGGAAAACCAGUCGUCGUUAUUGACGACUGUCAAUUUCAUCAAUGUGUCAAGUUAUCAAAAUUCGAAACUGAACAUUCCAUUAGUUUCAUACCACCUGACGGUGAAUUUGAGUUGAUGAGAUACCGCACAACGAAGGAUAUAUCACUGCCAUUUCGAUUGAUUCCUCUGGUGCGCGAGGUCGGCCGUACAAAAAUGGAGGUGAAGGCAGUUCUAAAAUCCAACUUCAAGCCCUCCCUACUGGGCCAGAAGAUCGAGGUGCGGGUUCCCACUCCCCUCAACACAGCUGGUGUCCAAUUGAUCUGUCUGAAAGGUAAAGCGAAAUACAAAGCAUCUGAGAACGCCAUCGUCUGGAAGAUAAAGCGAAUGGCUGGCAUGAAGGAGACUCAAUUGUCAGCUGAAAUCGAUCUCCUUGAAACUGAUACCAAGAAAAAAUGGACGAGACCACCCAUCUCUAUGAACUUUGAGGUACCAUUUGCCCCGUCAGGCUUUAAAGUCCGGUAUUUGAAGGUCUUUGAGUCGAAACUCAAUUACUCCGAUCACGAUGUCAUCAAAUGGGUCAGGUACAUUGGACGAAGUGGUCUUUACGAGACGAGAUGCUAAUGAUCGAAUCAAUUCUCAGAGUAUUCAGCUCAAUGGGAGUAAUUCAUUUCCUAAAUCAAAUCAAUUAAUUAAUCACACUUACGAAAAAUUCUCUGUGGAGUAAAUUAUUUAAGUGAGUGAUUAAUUUGUUGAAUUGACCGAUUAAUGGGAAUUCAUUAAAGAAAAAUAGAUUCUUAACAACUCGAUGCCAAAGAGUUGUUCGUUUUCACAAAUUUACUGAUUUCAUGCGACAGUAUCAAUCCAGAUUAUAAUGAAUUUACGGGAGAUUAUGUGAUGUGCAAAGGGGUUACCAUGACAAGUCUGCACGAAAAUCAUCGAGUGAUGGAGAGUGUUUUAUUUAAUUUGAAGUAGUUACAACUCUUUGGUAUGGGUAUUACUCGAUUGCUGAUAAAUUACUAAUUGAGGAGAAUAAUUGUUGAGAUUUACUUGAAGAUGAGAGUAAUUGUGGAUAAAGUAAUGAUGAAAAUUGUAGGUAAUAUGAUUGAUGUUGAUAUUCAUUGCAUUGAAAGCGGAUGAAAUAAUUAAUGAAGUAUUGAUUUUGUCUGUACGCUUCGAAUCACAUAUUGAAUCUCGAAAUAUAUGUAUAAAUGAA